AUGGAGGUUGUCGUAGGGCUAACAACCCUACACGGAAAAACACAUAUUGUUACGAUUCAACCAAAAUCGCCUCGGAUGAAAUAUGUGGAGCUAAAGGACUUUUUGAUAGGAACCUGGAAUGUAAGAUCGUUGUAUAGGGCAGGACAUCUGACGACAGUUAUAUCGAGUCUUGAACGAUAUCAACUGAAUAUAGCUGCGAUUCAAGAAACUAGAUGGCCAGGGCAAGGAAACCUAAAAAUAAAUAAUUGGACCUAUUUCUAUAGUGGUGGACUGGAUCAUCAAGCAGGGGUUGGCUUUGUGGUAAACGACAAACUGUUACCUAACGUAAAACUUUUUGAAGCAAUUAAUAAUAGAAUAUGCUAUCUAGAACUAAAAUGUAAAUGGUAUAACUUCAUUAUAAUCAACGGCUAUGCACCUACUGAAGAUAAGAAUGAAGCAAUUAAGAAUGAAUAUUACGAAAGACUGGACACAGUGUGGGACUUACUACCAAAUAGUAAAGUGAAAAUAUUACUUGGUGAUUUUAACGCUAAAAUAGGUCAAGAACCAAUCUUCAGUCCGACGAUAGGGAGUAACAGCCUACAUUUGAACUCAAAUGACAAUGGGACGAGACUUAUAAACUUUGCUAUGGCACGAGGUAUGGUAGUAAGUAGCACUACCUUUCCCCAUAAAAAUAUACACAAACAGACAUGGGUAUCGCCAGAUGGGCGAACGAGAAACCAGAUAGAUCACAUAGUAGUAGAUGGUAGAUUUAAAAGAUGUAUAAUGGAUGUGCGUAGCAUGAGAGGUAGUAGCGGAAUAUCAGACCAUUUCAUGGUGAAAACCAAAGUCAGAUUAAGACUAUCAAUAAAAUGGAAAGAGCGAAGAUCACCUGUCAAAAAGAUAAACAUUGAACCACUGAAUUACUCUCAGACGUCAGAACAGUACAAAAAUAGGUUAAAUGAUAUACUGCGGCCAACAGAAAAGGCGAGCAGUAUAGAUGAGAUGUAG
Messenger RNA from Acyrthosiphon pisum (pea aphid), 987 nucleotides. Its product is annotated as craniofacial development protein 2-like. The record is from RefSeq and is a predicted model, not a curated record. The coding region runs from base 1 to 987 and encodes 328 amino acids. The transcript has a single exon. Gene Ontology annotation, molecular function: catalytic activity. NCBI's taxonomy places the organism in Eukaryota, Metazoa, Arthropoda, Insecta, Hemiptera, Aphididae.